Molecule: messenger RNA, 5835 nt
Organism: Vitrella brassicaformis
Lineage: Eukaryota; Vitrellaceae
Source: the annotation of a GenBank genome assembly
AACACAACAAACCGCCCGAACAAGCGUACCCCAGCUGGUCGGGCACCCGUCACGUGCACCCACCACAGCACAGCGGCUCUCGAAAGCACUCACAGAUGAGGGAAGAAUGUCUCAAUCCUCUUGAGGAAGGCCCUAAACCGCCGCACAAACUCCUCGUUGUACUGCUCCUCAACACUGAAUCGCUUCUGCCCGCCGGGCUGUUCCUCAGCCCUGCUCUGAAUCACUCCCACCUGCAUACCAUGCAGACAGGCGCAUCGGAUCGUGCGCAUCAAUCGGCGUAUCCAUCCAUCCAACCAUCCCUUACUUACCUCAUGUAUGUCGAGCAGGUGCUGCAGUUUCUUGUGCUGCCGGAGCGGCCCCAACACAGACGAUGAGCUGCGCUGCGUCAUUAUGCCCGAUCUCGUGCGGCCCCUGUCGAUGUCCCGCAGCGUGGGCAGCCGCGCCAUGCCCCUCCCCUGCUGCUGUCGGUCGCCAUCUGCCGCAAGAGACACGGCUUUUUUUUCGCCGCCCACCUGGAAUGAGGACUGCUGUCUUGACGGCUGCCGGAGGAUGGACUUAGGCCGGGGCUCCUCCUCACGGGCCAUGUCGUCUAUGGCAUCUCCAGUGAUGACGCAACCUCGCCUGCCGCGGGCUGCCUGUAGAGGGGGAGACAGAUGGAUGGGGGAAUGUGUGAAUGGGAUCUUACGUGCUUUAGUGCCACGUCGGGAGUCUCGGUGAGGAAGGCACUGAGGGCACACAACAGAAAGGGCAUCCAUAAUCGGGGAAACGACACACUCACGGUUUUCGAAACUUUGGGCUCCAGUCCUUGGGCGACUCGUCGACCUCGAGGGACUCAUAUGUGUAUCCCCCACCCAGCACGGCGGACGACGCACUCGAGCUCAUCGGAACAAGAUCCUUCGCCUCCUCUGUCUCUACACUCACCUCUGUCUCACCAGCAAUGCUCUCGUCUUCCUCCCGGCUUGCCGUCUUCUCCGGCCUCAUGGUUCGAUCCUGCAUCGCCCUCUCCCGGCGUUUCUGUCUCUUAGCUGCCUCAGCCACGGCCAGCUGGUGGCGGAAUCUUCGUUUGGUGACUUUGGUGUGGUGGUUGGAGGAAAUGGUGUAGGCCUGCGAGAGGUCGACGCGCAUCCGCUCCAGGAGCGCCAUGCGUCCGAGGGCCUCACAGAACUCGUCGAAUGUGAGGUCAGUCAUGCCGUCGAGGUGCUGGCUGUCCUCUGGCUGCCGCUUGCACAGACCGAAGACUGACAUGGCGUCCUUGGCGGUGAAUCCCUGAACAGGCGGACAGGCGGACAGGCGGACAGAUGGAUGGGUGCGAUGGUAGGGGAAUGGAAGGGCGUCAAGUCAAUAGGGUGUGGCUGUUGGUGUUACAAUGUUACUUACUGUGUCGAAUAUCUUGAGCAUCUGGGUCAGGUCCACAAGAUGAGACAUGCUGUCGCCAUAGCUGCAUUCAUCACCGUCAUAUGCACACAGCGACAACUGAAGGCAAAUGGGCCCAUUGCUCACUUGGUGUAUAGCUUCUUGAGCCUCUUUCGAUGAUCCAGGAUGGCAAUCUUGACCUGAGCAACAACAAAAAUGUUCGCAGCUUCUCAGCCCUGCCUGCCGGAAUUCCCUCGCUGCGCUGACCGACCUGCGGGAGUCUCAUAGGGUGUCUUGGAAAAGGCGAGAAUGGAAACACCAGCAGUCUUGGGAACACACACCCAUUCAUCAGCUGGUGGAAGGCCGCCGACACAGGUACAUCCUCAUACACCUUGACACUCAGUCGAAUCAGCAGCUCCAUCAGGUGAUGCCGACACAGAGGCGCCAAUGUCUCGGAAGUGGACGUCAGCGGCAGCAACGUCCCGCCGCGCAUUGUGUCAUUAGGCGGCACCUUCAGCGUCUGAAAGAUCAGCUGCUGCAGGUCGGCCAAGGACAGCUCGGGGAGCAUCUCAACCUCCGCCGGGGGAUCUCGGUCAGCCGAUCCAAGGACCCCGCCCUGCCGCCUGUGCAGCCGGAGGACGUUCAGCAGCGAUGGGUCUCGGGGGAAGCACCCCAGCAGGUGGAAGAGGUCGUAUAGGUCGAGUUGUGCCAGUAGCGGCCACGCUGUGCUGCGGCCGGCGAUGAUGGCCCACACUUCCAGCAAAGCAGCGUAACAAGACUUGAGCUCCUGCCAAAGGUGAUCAUUGAGGGCAGAGACACGAGGACGAGAAGUGAGUAAGUGGAGUGCACCAUACUGGAGAUCUCACCUCCAUGAGGUCCGCUUCGUCGUCGGCCCCACAAAGCAAGAGGAAGUCGAUCUUUGAUGUAUCAGACUCAAACCGACGAUGCAGCUGCAAUGAAUGAACAGGGAGGGACAUAUCAACAACAUACAUCCAAGACGGCCCCUCCCUCCCCCCACCUGGUCUCUCUUGUCUCACUCACCUCUUGUUCUUCCUUCUGCUCGGCCUGCCUGGCCAGGUCUUUCUCCACGGCCUUGUCGGUCGUCUCCCUCUCCUCCCUACCCAUCAGCUGCGCACGCUCCUUGGCCUUGGACAGCAGCACACGGCACUCACGCGACAGCUUCUGGAAGUCCGACACGAUGUGACUGGGGAUGCUCACGAGCGGCUCCACCGUCACGUCAUUCAUACCGGGGAGAAACUCCCGCCUGAUCGACCCGCCGUGAGCUUCUGUGUCGAAUACUCUGACGAGAGAGGGGAAUGCCAUCUCGGGCGGCGACUCGUAUGCCUGGCCCUUUCUUUCCCACACAAGAAGGGCUCUCCUGCCCAUACUCAUUUUCUGCCUCCGCCUGUUCGGGUCUGGCGUGCCGUGUCUCUCCAGCAAGAAGUCGGCUUCGCCGUAUGCACACUCAGGGAAGGGCAACUCCGGCAGGUCCUUGGCGAGAUGGAAACGACCGUCAAGCUCGAAGAAGUAAUAGUGGGUGCCGGGAGGGAGGAGCAGCUCACGAUAAUAGUGGACCUGAUGACACAGACCGAUGUCGGUCUGGCGUCUCUCUCACCUUGCUAGUGUGUGUACUGUGUGUGCACGUGUAUGCCAACCUCAAGGACAGAGAUGGCUUGUCUUCUCAGCUCGAUAGGGGCAUAGUUGAGGUCGCUGAGUCUGAGCAUGACCUUGUCCCCCUGCGGCAGGGGCCCUGACUGGGGAUGCUUCCACACAAACCGAUGGAGACUGCAUCGCUCGCACACCCAACAGCGGCCCUGGGAUGACAGACAGACAUGCACCACACACCGGUCUGCUGGGGCCGCCCAGUAACAUGCAUGUCCGUAAGGAAUAUUGUCACCGACCUUCAGAAUGGCGUCUUGUGGCGUCCAGGAGGCAUCAGCCUCCUUCUCUUCCACCCCUGCUGCAGAGGAUGAGCCUGAGCUGGAUGUCGACACGGCCGCUUCAGUCCUCGCAAGCCGCCACUUGGCGUAUCCUGCCCUACAGAUAACACAAAACACACAACACUUCCUUGAGGCAACCUCCUUCGUGUCGUCGUCACAUACCAGGGAGAUGGUAUGCCUUCCACAGGAUCAUUUCCUCAUGGUCUCCCUCCUGCGCGGCCUCUUCAGCCAUCCCGGUGCGAGAGCUGUGGACGGAACCCUCCACCCAUGGCGGGGCGCUGCUUGUGAUCAGGCCUAGCCGGGUGAGCAAGGCGUGUCUGAACCCCUGAUGCUGCUUGGUUUUGAGAAGGUGGAUGGCCGACAGCGCGCUGUUGCCUCGCAUGGCCUCCAGAAGAAAGUCAAGCGUCUGCACCUCCUCAGGUGACUUCGAUUGCCCUGCCUUUGUCGAGUCGGCGGCCUCGGGCGGACAUAUAAAAGCGCCAGCGUUCUCGGCAGCGUCCAGAUGCGUCAGCUUCUGGUGUCUCGCCACGGCCUGCCAUAGCAUGUUCCACAUCCUCACGUCGGAACAGUUCUGCCCCCUAACCCUGAGAUCACGCAACCCGCGGUUGCAGAGCAGGCCCUCAGAUACACCCUUAAUCGCCCGAGCGUCUCCCCAGCAGUGGCUGAUAUUCAGCAGCUCCAGAGUGUUGUUGUGGCACAGCAGGUAGCGCACCCACGGCCACGAUGUAUCAGCUAAGGCGUUGCCAGAUAUGUCCAGCCUCUGGAGCCCCGCCGCUGUGGCGAUCUGGUGUAAGAGCGGGGCCACCAAAGCCACUAUGCCGGUAAAGACGGAUGGGGCAGUAGAGGACCGCUGGCUGACCGCCUCGCUUUCAGUGAUAGUGUCGAGGGUGCCAGCGUGUCUUUGCAUCGAGGCACUGCUGUCAGGUGAAGGAUCCUUGAACCCUACCUUGCCCUUGGUCAAUCGUGGCGCCGCGUCCAGGCCAUCGGGCGGCUCCAGGUCAGCGAGAUUAAUGGUCGUUGAGGACAGAGGCGAUGGAUGUGUCAGUGUCUGUGCACCUCCAUGGUCUUGUGGGGUCUCCCUUUUGUCUUUGGGGUGUUGUGGGGUUUCGAGCAGAGAGAGGAGGGAGGGGAUGGAAGGAAGGGCGGGUUCUUGGGGAGGCCGCUGGUACUUGGGGGAACUGAACAAAACCGAUGACGAUAUCUGGGCUGCAACAGACAGAUCCACUCAACCCAACGAUCAGCAAACAUGUGUCCGCGACCACCCACCUUUCCUGAGUUCCCCGCCCAGCCCGCAGUUGCGGAGAGCGAUGUGUCUCAAUGUCUUCAGCCGUCUCAGUGCGUCCGUCACAGCCUCCACCGUCCUCAUCCCCACGUAGCUUCCCUCAAUCUCCAGCGUCUCCAGCCGCUGACCCUCCACUGCUGACGCCACAAUCUUGGCCAAGCCGUCAUCCGGCAGCCAGUUGCCCACUAGCUCAACCACUCGAGGACGGAGGCCACUUGAGGGAUGGACGGUCUUUGCCAAUGCAGCGCACUGCGUCGUAUCCCCGGGAAGUGGGCCGCCCUCCAGACGAAAGUGCUCAGCGAAAUGUGGCGGCGGAUAGAGAGGCACAACUCGCAGAGUCUGACACAUCGGCAGAUACACUUCGUCGUACAGAGCCAUUGGGUCCCUUGCUGCCGUCUCUUCCUCUGCCGUCUUGGUUUCAGGAGGCUCCUCUCUCCGCUCGAACGUGCCGACGAGCUCUUCAGAAACAAUGCGGAAAGCAGAGUCUUCCGCCAUCAGCCUGUCAAGCUCUUCUUCAAGAGACACGGCCUUGCCAAGGGCAGGGACCGAAAUGCCCUCCAAUGAGAAGAUCUCGGUGACACUCCGACGAUGCAUGAGGGUCUCGAGGAAUGCGGCCGUGGGGGAGUCACCAGAUGGCGUAAAGUGCACGGCGGCCGCCUCUUCUCUGUCGCCAAUGACGACAUUUGCAUCGUCAUGCGCCAUGAGUUGCAGGACGGUCAUGAGCUGGCCUAUAAGGCCCUGGUGUUCCGCCUCUGCCUCGCCGACCGUCGCACUGCUGCUGCUGCUCGACAUGACACUGCGGCUGCGCACGCUGACACUCCCCCUGGACACGGGGGAGCCCUCCGACUCGUUGCCUGUCCAUCUUCUAUGCGCAGAUGGGAACCUGGAGGACCGCCUCUUUUUGUCCUUGCCCUUCUUGUCCGCAUACACGAGGUCCAGCAAGGCCUCCAUCGAUGGCAGGGUCACCCCCGUCGCGCUCUGCUUCACAUAAGAUGGGUUUAGUCGCGCCAGCUCGGCGGCCGACGUCUUGGUGCGGUAGUUCUUGAGCACAUCAGCCAUCUUCUUGAGCACCUCAGCCUUCAAGGCCGACGUCUGGAUGACGUCAUGAUUCUGGCGUUUGGCUUUGGCUGCUGCCGGUGACACUUGCGUGGAUGUGCUGUCGAGGCGCCUCGCUGGGACGGCGGAGGAGGCCUUGAGGGGAAUGAACAGCGCCAUCAUCCCAGGGAACUUCAACUUUGACGCUGCCGCUGUCAAGACUGG